AUUUAGAUAAACUGUUCAGAACCGGGGAUUUUUUUGUCGGAGGAUGACGGCAACAGUAGAACAAACAAAUAAAGAAAAUGCUUUUGACCUACACCGGAGACAGCCAGGCUACACCAGACUAAAUGACCUCAACAGUCCUGCGACAAAAUCGAACGAGUGAGGAGAGAUGAUGGUAGUGAGCGAUCCGUCGCUGCUUUACGAUGCUGCUGAUUGCCGGUUUGCGCUCAGAACGGCGUCGCUGCGCGGGUCUUCCUCAGGCUUUAGUGCCGCGUUGAUUAAAACUUGAAGAAAAUCGAGAAUAGCGACCAAAUAUGACUAUCCCGAAAGACAUUCCCGAGAAGUGGUUUCCUCUCUUUCUUCCACUCAAAAGGAAGAAACAAGAGAGACUCAGUGCAGCUAAAGAGACAAGAAGCGGGACAGAGGAGGAGAGGAAGGUGAGGGCCAACGACAGGGAGUAUAACGAAAAGUUCCAGUACGCGAAUAACUGCAUCAUGACCUCCAAGUACAACAUAAUCACCUUCCUCCCAGUCAAUCUCUUCGAACAGUUCCAGGAAGUGGCCAACACGUACUUCCUCUUCCUGCUGAUACUGCAGUUGAUCCCUCAGAUUUCCUCCCUGUCCUGGUUCACCACCAUUGUGCCUUUAGUGUUGGUGUUGAGCAUCACUGCAGUGAAGGACGCUACUGACGAUUAUUUUCGUCACAAGAGCGACAACCAGGUGAACAAUCGCCAGUCUCAGGUCCUCAUCAACGGCACCCUUCAGAACGAAAAGUGGAUGAACGUGAGAGUGGGUGACAUCAUCAGGCUGGAGAACAACCAGUUUGUGGCAGCUGACCUGCUCCUGCUCUCCAGCAGCGAACCCCACGGAUUAUGUUACAUCGAGACUGCAGAGCUAGACGGCGAGACCAACAUGAAGGUGCGUCAGUCACUUCCUGUCACCUCCGAGCUCGGGGACCCCAACAGCCUGGCCCAGUUUGACGGCGAGGUGAUCUGCGAGCCGCCCAACAAUAAGCUGGACCGCUUCUGCGGCACGCUGUACUGGAGGGAGAACAAGUAUGGCCUGAGCAACCAGAACAUGCUGCUGCGCGGCUGCGUGCUGCGUAACACCGAAAGCUGCUACGGCUUGGUCAUCUUUGCAGGUCCAGACACCAAACUGAUGCAGAACAGCGGCCGCACGAAGUUUAAGAGGACCAGCAUAGACAGGCUGAUGAACACACUGGUGCUCUGGAUCUUUGGCUUCCUGGUCUGCAUGGGUGUGAUCCUGGCCAUCGGGAAUGCAGUAUGGGAGAAGGAGGUGGGCUCCCUGUUCCAGAGCUACCUGCCCUGGGACCCCCCUGUGGACAACUUCCUCUUCUCUGCCUUCCUGGCCUUCUGGUCGUACGUCAUCAUCCUCAACACUGUGGUGCCCAUCUCCCUCUACGUGAGCGUGGAGGUCAUCCGGCUGGGCCACAGCUACUUCAUCAACUGGGACCGUCGCAUGUUCUGCCAGCGGCGCAACACGCCGGCGGAGGCGCGCACCACCACGCUGAACGAGGAGCUGGGCCAGGUGGAGUACAUCUUCUCCGACAAGACCGGCACCCUCACGCAGAACAUCAUGACUUUCAACAAGUGCUCCAUCAAUGGCCAUGCCUAUGGGGAAGUGAUUGACACUCUGGGAGCACAGCCCAAGAGGGCCCAGCGGCUGGACUUCUCCUUCAACCCACUGGCCGAUCGGGAUUUUUGCUUUUACGACCAGAACCUGCUGGACUCUGUGAAGCUGGGCGAGCCGCCGGUGCACGAGUUCUUCCGCCUGCUGUCACUGUGCCACACGGUCAUGAGCGAGGAGAAGAGCGAAGGGGAGUUGGUGUACAAGGCCCAGUCACCCGACGAGGGCGCCCUGGUCACUGCCGCCCGCAAUUUCGGCUUUGUGUUCCGCUCCCGCACCCCGAGCACCGUGACUGUCCAGGAGCUGGGCCACCCCGUCACCUAUACGCUGCUGGCCAUCCUGGACUUCAACAACAUCCGCAAGAGGAUGUCCGUCAUCGUGCGGAACCCAGAGGGGAAGAUCCGGCUGUACUGCAAGGGUGCCGACACGCUACUGUUCGAGCGGUUGCACCCCUGUAACCAUGACCUCAUGAACGUGACCUCAGACCACCUCAAUGAGUAUGCCGCCGACGGGCUGAGGACUCUGGUUUUGGCCUGCAGGGACCUGUCGGAGCAGCAGUGGGAGGACUGGGCCGAGCGGCACCGCAGCGCCGAGAGAGCCGCCGACUACAGGGAGGACCGGCUGGCGGCGGCAUACGAGGAGAUCGAGCAGGACAUGAUGCUGCUGGGAGCCACAGCCAUAGAGGACAAGCUGCAGGAGGGGGUACCUGAGACCAUCGCCAUCUUGUCUCUCGCCAACAUCAAGAUCUGGGUCCUGACUGGAGAUAAACAAGAGACGGCGGUAAACAUCGGCUAUUCCUGCAAGAUGCUGACGGACGACAUGAGCGAGGUGUUCAUCAUCAACGGGCACACGGUGCAGAGCGUGCGCGAGGAGCUGAGGCGGGCGAGAGAGCGGAUGAUCGAGUCGGCGCGCUCCAGGGACGGGGGCAAGGAGGGAGUGAUGGAUUGGGCAGCCUGCUCCUUGGAGAAUGGUUUCGGGGGGCAAAGCGGAGUGCAGGGGGGCUGGCACCAGCAGCAGGAAGAGAAGCCCCAGCAAGGCGCCCCCCCCGCUCCAGCCUUGCCCAGCCUGCUGGACUCCAUCUCAGGAGAGUACGCCCUGGUCAUCAGCGGACACAGUCUGGCCCAUGCUCUGGAGGCUGACAUGGAGCGCGAGUUCCUGGACACGGCGUGCGCCUGCAAAGCGGUGAUCUGCUGCCGGGUCACGCCCCUGCAGAAGGCCCUGGUCGUGGAGCUGGUCAAGAAGCACAAGAAGGCCGUCACCCUGGCCAUCGGGGACGGAGCCAAUGACGUCAGCAUGAUCAAGACUGCCCAUAUCGGUGUAGGUAUCAGUGGCCAGGAGGGCAUACAGGCCGUGCUGGCGUCAGACUACUCCUUCUCCCAGUUCCGCUUCCUGCAGCGCCUCCUGCUGGUCCACGGCCGCUGGUCCUACCUGCGCAUGUGCCGUUUCCUCUGUUACUUCUUCUACAAGAACUUUGCCUUCACCAUGGUGCACUUCUGGUUUGGGUUCUUCUGCGGCUUCUCUGCCCAGACGGUGUAUGACCAAUACUUCAUCACCCUCUACAACAUCGUGUACACAUCCCUGCCAGUCCUAGCUAUGGGCAUUUUUGACCAGGAUGUCCCAGAGCAGCGCAGUCUCGAAUACCCCAAGUUGUAUGAGCCGGGCCAGCUCAACCUGCUCUUCAACAAGCGGGAGUUCUUCAUCUGCAUCGCGCAAGGCAUCUAUACCUCGGUGGUGCUCUUCUGCGUGCCCUACGCGGUGCUUUCCCAGGCCACGCGCAACGACGGCAUCCCCCUAGCCGAUUACCAGACCUUUGCAGUCACCGUGGCAACCUCCCUGGUUAUCGUGGUUAGCGUGCAGAUUGCACUGGACACUGGCUACUGGACGGCCAUCAACCAUUUCUUCGUCUGGGGCUCCCUUGGCGCCUACUUCACCAUCUUGUUUGCCAUGCACAGCAACAUACUCUUCAGCAUCUUCCCAAACCAGUUCCACUUUUUCGGCAGUGCUCAGAACACCCUGAUACAGCCCGUAGUGUGGAUGACCAUCGCUCUGGCGACUGUGGUCUGCAUCGUUCCAGUCCUGGCAUUCCGCUUUCUCAAACUUGACCUUAAACCUCAGCUCUCAGACACGGUGCGAUACACCCAACUCGUGCGUCAGAAGAAACGGAAGCCGGGAGGACGUGGUGGGCGUGGUGCCCAUGGAGGCGUGGCCGGGCUGGGAGGCGGGGCUCUGGGUCGGCUGGGCCGGGCCGGUUCGCGGCGCUCUGGCUACGCCUUCGCCCACCAGGAGGGCUUCGGGGAGCUCAUCACCUCAGGGAAGAACAUGCGGCUCAGCUCCUUGGCGCUGGCCACCUUCGCCUCACGCCACAGUGCCAGCUGGAUCGACACACUGCGUAAAAAGAAGCAGCAGCCCGCCCAGCCCGGGGGCGAGGGCAGCCCAGCCUCGUCCUACACUGCUCCCCUCUCCACCUCCUCCUCCAUGCUGGGACCCCCAGAUACCCAGGCGGAAGAGGUGGCGAACACCCCGCUGGGCCUGGCCCCCUCCGGCAGCGGCAGUGCCGUCACCCCCACCCCAGCGAGGAGUCCGGGGGGAGAGUCAACCGGAGGCUGGGCAGUCAGCCUUGGAGCUGUGCAGGAGGCGCUUUUUGGCUGGAGGGGGGUGGGCGCCCGCAUCAGUGGGGCCAGCAGCCCAGGACCCCCUCCCAUCGUCGAGGAGACCUCUAUGGCCGAGUGAGGCGCAUCACAGCGGAGAGGCUGCUCCGGGUUAAGCUCCGACCGAACGUCCCACUUUGCACAGCUGAACUGCUGGUGCCCGUGUUCAGGGGAAGGCGCCUGAACCAUUGGCCACUUUGAGCAGAAAGGACACAGUGUCUCCUGAGCACCGCUAUGGCCAAGGGGCCCCUUCUGACGAGAGGCUCACAGCCACAGCCAGCCUACGGGAGGGAAAACGGCAACACCACAAAGACAAGUCUCCACAUCCGUGAGAGCGGUUCUCUUUUCCGUCCGUUUGGACAGCGCCACUGACCUGAGCCAUGCCUCCUAUGCACAGCAACGUGAAAUACAUAAAUGCAAUAUAAAAAUGAGACAGUGUGAUUACAGUUUGAUUACAUUUCCACUGUGUGCAGACUACUGCGUAGCCAUGGAGACGAGGAAAACGGAGAGUAAAAAGUAUAACAAACGAGUAAUAAUAAUACUGAAAGUGUUGCAGGGUGCCGUGCUAAUCUACUUUUGUAAGAAACUACCGCACCUGCAUUAAAUAACUAAAAUCCCAAGCUUGCUGAGUUACUAAGCUGAUCCUACACUUUGGAGCGCUCAUUCUGAGAUCUGCAUUGUGUUACAAAGGGUUCUAAAGCUUAUUCCACAGACAGCAUCCAUAAAGACUCUCAGGCAGUCGAUGGGAGCUGGUGUCUCUCGAAUGCUGACGUCAGACGGUCGAUCUGCCUCCACUGCGCUGAUUCUUUGAACAGUUGCGCAGUGCGGCCAACGCCAUUUACUCUGUUUUACGUCCAUUAAAAAGGAAAACCGCUGUUCCUUUCAACAGUUACCACCUGGGUCAACAAUGAGUCACAUCGGUUCCCCUUUUACCGCUGCUCCUGUGGUCCGUAGUGUUUUAAGACUAACUUGUGAAAAUACGCCGUGACGUAGAAACCGGUCAGGGUUACCACAAAUACCAACGGUAAACAGCGUGAAUUAGAAGCGCGAGCGGCAAGUCGCUAUCUCCGCAGUGAUGUAUCCCAUCUGCCUGAGGAUGACGGAUUUCGUCCGGAUGGAAUUCAGAACUGGCAGCCAAUGACUGUAUUCGGGAUAUGGACGCUGUUCGCUUGGACCGCCUGGACAGCAGGAAACGCUGAGAGAGCGAUGUCUGUGCGCACUUCAGUUCUCAGUGAGAACGCAUAUCUGCCUGACCGAACCAGCCCCGGAUACAGCACCCUACGCGUCCAGCCCCUAUUUCUCUGCACCAUAUUGGUGCACUCCCACAGAUAAAGCACUCCGAACCAGGCAGGUCUGAACUCUGUCGCCGUGCGUUUUCGAUAAGAAUAACUCAACCUGCAUUUAUCAGGCCAACGCACGUAGAUAGGACUUGGGAAAAUUUGGGAUUCUUUAAAGACUAUUGAUUAGCUCGAACGUCUAUAAGGCGUGGGAUCCUCGCAGAACGACAGACAGCUUGACGGAGUACAGAAAAUGAAGUAAAAAAAAAAUUAAAAGCUCUGACUCCUGAAAAAAUAGCAGAUCCUCACUGCUUUGUCUUCUCAAUCAGUUUUGAAUAAAGAAAGUAGUAAAGUGCAAUGUUAGCUUUCAAAUUGUUAUAUAGUAAAUUGAAAUAGAGCAUAUUUGACAUGGUUAGUAACCUGGUCAAAACUUGAGUUUGGUCAAGCCAAUCUUGUAUCUGCCUGGCCUUUUCUGUUGCUGUCUAGACUGUGAAAACUCAGUGUUCAAACUGAACAGGUGGUUUAAAGGCAGUCAAUAAAUUAUCUGAUUGGCCCUCGCGCUCUUGAGGGCAGCAUAUCA
This is a messenger RNA of Brienomyrus brachyistius, 6148 nucleotides long. RefSeq names its product ATPase phospholipid transporting 8B2 (gene atp8b2). Gene Ontology annotation, biological process: phospholipid translocation; Golgi organization. The record is from RefSeq and is a predicted model, not a curated record. Gene Ontology annotation, molecular function: ATP binding; ATP hydrolysis activity; ATPase-coupled intramembrane lipid carrier activity. NCBI's taxonomy places the organism in Eukaryota, Metazoa, Chordata, Actinopteri, Osteoglossiformes, Mormyridae. The transcript has 28 exons. The coding region runs from base 312 to 4373 and encodes 1353 amino acids. Gene Ontology annotation, cellular component: plasma membrane.